AUGCUUGGUGCAAAACCAGUUGCAUCUCCGAUGGUGCCCACGGAUCGUUUGCAACUCACUUCUGGCACACUGUUUGCUGAUGGUUCUGCAUAUCGUCAGAUUGUUGGAAGCUUGCAGUACUUGCAUUUUAUGAGACCAGACAUUGCCUUUGCAGUCAACAAGCUCUCGCAAUUCAUGCAUAAACCUACGGACAUUCAUUGGAUGGCGGUUAAGCGAGUUCUUCGUUAUCUUGCGGGGACUAAAGAUCGAGGUAUCUUCCUCCGUCGCAACAACACUAUUGCCCUUCAUGCCUUCUCCGAUGCAGACUGGAGAGGCAACAAAGAUGAUUACACUUCAACAGGUGCCUACAUUAUUUAUCUUGGCACUCAUCCUGUUGCUUGGUCUUCAAAGAAGCAGAAAUCAGUUUCUCGGUCCUCCACAGAGGCCGAGUAUCGAGCUGUUGCAGACACAGCUUCAGAGCUUUGUUGGGUUGUGUCCUUGUUACACGAGUUAGGUCUCAAGUCAGUUACUCAGCCUGUUAUCUACUGUGAUAAUGUUGGCGCCACAUACCUUGCUGCUAACCCUAUAUUCCACUCACGUAUGAAGCAUGUGGCCUUUGAUUAUCACUUCAUUCGGGAGUUGGUUCAGUCUGGUUUUCUCCGAGUUGCUCAUGUGUCUACCAAGGAUCAGCUGGCUGAUGCGUUAACAAAACCGGUCUCUCGUUCUCUUCUAAACGUCAACUUGUCCAAGAUUGGUCUUUCUUCUGGUCGUCCAUCUUGA
This is a messenger RNA of Camelina sativa (false flax), 759 nucleotides long. The record is from RefSeq and is a predicted model, not a curated record. NCBI's taxonomy places the organism in Eukaryota, Viridiplantae, Streptophyta, Magnoliopsida, Brassicales, Brassicaceae.